Psammomys obesus (fat sand rat) is the source of this 1027-nucleotide messenger RNA. It is a transcript of the gene Uchl1, whose product is annotated as ubiquitin C-terminal hydrolase L1. Gene Ontology annotation, molecular function: cysteine-type deubiquitinase activity. The transcript has 9 exons. Gene Ontology annotation, biological process: protein deubiquitination; ubiquitin-dependent protein catabolic process. The coding region runs from base 57 to 728 and encodes 223 amino acids. The record is from RefSeq and is a predicted model, not a curated record. NCBI's taxonomy places the organism in Eukaryota, Metazoa, Chordata, Mammalia, Rodentia, Muridae. Gene Ontology annotation, cellular component: cytoplasm.
UCCACCCGCUGUUUUUCGGCUCUUCUAGGUUGUGUCUGCUACAGCCGCCCGCGAAGAUGCAGCUGAAACCGAUGGAGAUUAACCCCGAGAUGCUGAACAAAGUGUUGGCCAGGCUCGGUGUCGCCGGCCAGUGGCGCUUCGUGGACGUGCUGGGGCUGGAGGAGGAGACUCUGGGCUCAGUGCCAUCCCCUGCCUGCUCGCUGCUGCUGCUGUUUCCUCUCACAGCCCAGCAUGAAAACUUCAGGAAAAAGCAAAUCGAGGAGCUGAAGGGACAAGAAGUUAGUCCCAAAGUUUAUUUCAUGAAACAGACCAUCGGGAACUCCUGUGGCACCAUUGGGCUGAUCCAUGCAGUGGCCAACAAUCAAGACAAGCUGGAGUUUGAGGAUGGUUCAAUCCUGAAACAGUUUCUGUCUGAAACGGAGAAGAUGUCCCCUGAAGACAGAGCGAAGUGCUUUGAGAAGAACGAGGCCAUUCAGGCAGCCCAUGACUCCGUGGCCCAGGAGGGCCAGUGUCGGGUAGAUGACAAAGUGAAUUUCCACUUUAUUCUGUUCAACAAUGUGGACGGCCACCUCUAUGAACUUGAUGGGCGAAUGCCCUUUCCAGUGAACCAUGGCACCAGCUCAGAGGACUCUCUGCUGCAGGACGCUGCCAAGGUCUGCAGGGAAUUCACUGAGCGCGAGCAGGGAGAGGUCCGCUUCUCUGCCGUGGCUCUCUGCAAAGCAGCCUGAGUCUUGGGGGUAGAAAACCAGCCGCUCCCCUUCCCUGGGCAGGCCCUCGCAGCCCCGCCCUUGGUCUGCAGCUUUAGCACUUAGAACCACAGCUGUCUUCUUGCGUUCUACAGCCCCAUGCCCUCCACCCCACCCAGGCCACCAGGGAGCUCUGUCAUAGCCACACCAGUGUGAACUUCAGAGGCAAAGCAUUUCCCCUCCUGUAUCUCGUACCUUACUAUCUGUCUGUAAGUUAAGGCCUUGGAUGUGGUUUGUCUGUCCUUAAGAGGAAUAAUAAAACUUUUCUGCUGGUGACAGUA